Messenger RNA from Baudoinia panamericana UAMH 10762, 1452 nucleotides. RefSeq lists its product as uncharacterized. The transcript is spliced from 2 exons. Bases 1 to 1452 code for a protein of 483 amino acids. The record is from RefSeq and is a predicted model, not a curated record. Gene Ontology annotation, cellular component: cytoplasm. NCBI's taxonomy places the organism in Eukaryota, Fungi, Ascomycota, Dothideomycetes, Mycosphaerellales, Teratosphaeriaceae.
AUGGCGGCACACUCGCCUGCAUCCUCGCCGCGUCUUCCAUCUCCACCACCCAUCGCCGAAGACCAGCUAGGCCCGGCAUCGCCAGGUGUGGCACUGUUUGAAGAGCACGGCAAAUUCCCGGGCAAUGCGGUCGACCAUGGUGCCUCCAGACGCAUACGGCCCGGCACAAAGGCGGAAGAGAUGGCAGAAGGCCCGCCGCUUGUCGAUAUGUCCGAGAUCGACUCCGCCUUCCAAUUGACGGAACACCUCAAAGCACUACAUUACUACCACAGCCACCCCCCCGACACCUCCACCACCCAACCCAUUACUGCCACCAUCGCGCGCCAGCUGGCACAACCUCCGCCCAACACUUCGAAAGAGAUCUGGCUUUACGAACUGGGCCGCUUCCUCAUCCAGAAGACCAAUGCCAUCAUCGUCGCCCUCUUUGCCGACACCCCGCCCUGCUCGCCCGCAACCUGCCUCGAAAUGCGCGCAAGCGAAUGGCAAUACCUCUGCGCCGUUCACGAUCCGCCCAAGAAUUGUUCCGCCAUUGACUACUGCUGCCACACCCUCGACUGGGCCGCCACGACGCUGACGAGCAGCAAGAUGUUUCCCUCCCGCCUCGCUCUAGGAUCGGGCUCUGCGGCUGCUGGGACGGUGGACAAAAUGCUGCAGCAGCAACUGAAAGAGAUCACCAACAUCUUCCGGCGCGUUUACCGCAUCUACGCACAUGCAUGGUUCCAGCAUCGCGACAUGUUCUGGCGGGUGGAGAGCAAGUCGGGGCUUUACGUCUUCUUCAAAGCAGUAUGUGAUGAGUAUGGAUUGAUACAGGCGGAGAACUACACCAUCCCGGCUGAAGCGGAAGGGCUAGAGCCCGCAGAGCCUUCGCAGGACGAGGAGCAAGAAAGAGACAAGGCACCAAUAGAAGGACCGACGAUAUUGAGACGUGAUGACUCGGAGCCACACAUGGAAGAGCCGGCAGGUAACCACGUGGUAGCCGCUGGCGAGACGACGAAGAGGCACAGACAUCCGCCUUCCGAACGCUCUAGCUCUGUAUCCACGGUCAUACAGGAGGAGGCGGAAGAGGAAGCAGAGACAGAAGGCCCCCUAGAAAAGCCAGAUCUGGCGCGGCAGUCGAUGAAGAUGCGAGAGAUUGCGGAGAAGGAUGAAAGGACUGAUGCGGAGAAGAAGGAAGAGGCUGAGCAGGAAGGUAGUAGCGAGGAACGCAUGCCCGCGCUGGGUAUCAGAAGGAGUGAUACUGUUAAGCCGGAGAGACAGGCGAGCGAGGAGAUUAGCGUAGAGCCGGAGUUGCUGGAGGAGGAAGAGGCUGUCAUGUCGCCUGCUAGUGAAAAGAAGGAGUUGCUGUUGGAUGACGAGCUUUCAGAAGCUGGGAAACCCAAGGUGGCUGUCAUGGAGCCGACUGAAGCAGCCGCGGCAGAUGCUGAAGAAGCUGGCAAGACUGUCGCUGACUGA